Molecule: messenger RNA, 1833 nt
Organism: Talaromyces amestolkiae
Lineage: Eukaryota; Fungi; Ascomycota; Eurotiomycetes; Eurotiales; Trichocomaceae
Exons: 3
Coding region: 1-1833 (610 amino acids)
Biological process (GO): iron ion transport; intracellular iron ion homeostasis; copper ion import
Cellular component (GO): plasma membrane
Molecular function (GO): ferric-chelate reductase activity
Source: RefSeq, a predicted model, not a curated record
AUGCCGAUGCUGCCAUGGCUCACCUCGCCGGUCAUGCUACACUCCUCCCGCGACCCCGGAGAGUGUACCAUGACACCUGAACAAUGCGCCUACAAGCAGCGAUACUGGGUGUACUGGUACGAAGCCGAUCAUCGCUACAGUCUUCCGACCGUGGCUUUGUUCCUGGUUGCUAUUGCGCUUUUUACGUUGGCGCGAUUGAUCACAUCGUUGGCGCCGCGAUCGUGGAAACGACUCUCUGGAUGGACGCGACUGACGGCUUUGUUUCGAACGGCAUCUUAUAAGAAGGUGUGGUUUCUGUGGAGUGCGCAGUCAGUUGGCGCGCUGAUGUUGGCGUCGGUUGGAAUCAUCUUCUUUCUGGCAAUGACGCUCACMCCCCAGCCAUACUACUGGCCCAACACGAUGGAAAUCAACUAUGGGAAUUCGCCUCCAAUUGCAACUCGUGCGGGUUUCAUGGCGCUGGCCUGUAUGCCUUUCAUCUAUAUGCUGGCAACCAAAGCGAAUCCAAUAACUCUAUUGACUGGUAUCUCCCACGAACUACUGAACAACUGGCACGCCUGGGCCGCCUGGGCGAUGUUCGUUCUCGCCCUGGUGCACACUUUCCCCUUCAUCGUCUAUCACAUCCGCAUGGGCGACAUCGUGGAACAAUGGAACGACGGAGGAAUCUGGGUAACAGGAGUCGUGGCAUUGCUCGCCCAGGCAUGGCUCACUUUUGCCUCUAUCCCGUGGCUCAGAAAUCGAUACUAUGAAUUCUUCAAAUCGACCCAUUACAUUGCGGCGCUGAUUUUUAUAAUCUUCUUCUUCUUCCACUGCGACUAUACCCUGAGCUCGUGGGAUUAUUUUAUUGCAACUGCUGUUCUUUACACUCUGUCCUGGUGCUACUCGCAGUGCAAGACCUAUUUCGAGUACGGCAUCGGCCACAAAGCGCGCCUUCAACGCGAGACCAACGACACUUUGAAAAUCACAAUCAACACAAGCAAAGUAAUCUGGACCGCGGGACAGCACGUAUACCUCCGUUUCCUAGCCGGCGGCAUAACACAUAUGCUAACCGCUCAUCCAUUCACCAUCUGCUCAAUGCCCCAGUUAGAAAUGACAGGGAAGACAAGCACACUGGUGUUUUAUAUCCGACCACGAGGUGGCGCCACAAAGUUCUUGAUGGCGCAUGCAAUAAAUCAUCCCAAUGCGGACAUCCCGGUGCUCCUGGAUGGACCAUAUGGUGGGAUUCCAAGCACGCAGUUGAAUCUGUCCGAUAGUUCGGUAGUUGUCGGUGGUGGUGCGGGUGCUGGCUUCACUCUUUCCGUUAUCGAACACUUUCUGCAACGGUGUACUACCACUCAAAAUAGAGACAGAAUUUUGAGAGUAGUUGUUGCGACGCGCCAAUCAGACACAAGAUUGUGGUAUAUUGAAGCUCUACGGGAUAUUUCCCAUCGGUAUCCACGCUUCAAUGAAGCCGUUGCUGGUAUAUCGAUUGACUUUCACGAGACGGGCCAGUCUGGACCUGAACAAAAGACCGGAGGUGCUCAGGUAGAUGUCGAAAAAGCAUUAGACCCCACGACCGUCCAGCUCAAUAAUGAAGAUAGUCAAUCUGACUCUCAAAAUCCGUCCAUUGCGGAGGUGUUCAAUGUCAGCUUCCAUCGAGGCCGACCCAAUCUACCGUUAACCAUCCAGACUUUCGUUGCCGGUCAAGAAGACGUGACAGUUGGGAUUCUGGCGUGCGGUCCAUCAUCCAUGUCUCAUGAUGUCGGCGAGGCGGCCGUUGCUGCUCAACAGGAGAUCAUCAAAGGGCCGAUCAAAGCCAGGGAGGUGUGGUAUCAUGCUGAGGAUUUUUCAUACUGA